Messenger RNA from Xiphophorus maculatus (southern platyfish), 2609 nucleotides. Its product is annotated as alpha-(1,3)-fucosyltransferase 9-like. Gene Ontology annotation, cellular component: membrane. Gene Ontology annotation, molecular function: alpha-(1->3)-fucosyltransferase activity. The coding region runs from base 235 to 1290 and encodes 351 amino acids. Lineage: Eukaryota; Metazoa; Chordata; Actinopteri; Cyprinodontiformes; Poeciliidae. The record is from RefSeq and is a predicted model, not a curated record. The transcript has 4 exons.
GUUCCUCCAACUUUUGGUGUAUCAUCAUAAGUCCAGACAACUCUCUGAGAAGCUGCCUUGAUGUUCCUUGACUUUCCAUUAAAGGUGGCAUCAUUAAGAAGACCUGCAGAUUUAAGAUCAACGCAGAUCAUCAAGGACACAUUUUCUUGACUUUAAAACCAACGGAGCGUCUCUGAGUGCUGGCCAACAGAUUUGUUGGAUUAGCACAGAUUCAUAGUUUGUUUGGAUCUAGACAUGGAGCUAACAGGACAGAGCAAACCAUUGGGAUCUUUUCACAAAAUCCUCAGACUGGUUAUGUUCAGUGUUUUUAUUCUUGGAUGUAUUGUGACUGCCUUUUUCAUGUACUAUAAACCAUCCCCCACUUUGUUAAACCAUCUAUUAGAGUCAUCAGAUUGCACAAAGAACAUCCAGCAUGUUGAUACCGCAACCAAUGACAAAAACAUGACUAUAGUUCUUCUUUGGAUGUGGCCCUUUGGUCAAACCUAUGAAAUGAACGUCUGCAGCUCUGCCUUAAUAUCGGACGGAGUCGUCAUCCAUCACAGAGACAUUGCUGGGGACCUGUCCAACUUGCCAAAAUCACAGAGGCCUCCGUUCCAGAAAUGGAUCUGGAUGAACUGGGAGUCGCCGACGCAUACAGCCCGACUUCCCGGGCUUAAUAACUUGUUCAAUCUGACUCUCAAUUACCGUCGAGAUUCCGACAUUAAAGUGCCUUAUGGGUUUCUUGUAACAGCAGAUACUGUGGAGGACUUUGUACCACCAAGCAAAGACAAACUGGUCUGCUGGAUGGUCAGCAACUGGAGCCCUAAUCACGUGAGGUCAAAAUAUUACAAUGAGUUUAAAAACCUUAUUAACAUACAAACGUUUGGACGUGCCUUUAACAACUACAUCGCUGACAAAGAUUACAACCCUAUUAUGGCCAGUUGUAAGUUUUAUUUGUCCUUUGAGAACUCAAUCCACAAGGACUACAUCACUGAAAAACUAUACUUUCCCCUCUCUCUGGGCACAGUGCCAGUGGUUCUUGGCCCAACCAGAGAAAACUAUGAGAACUUUGUUCCAAGAGAUGCUUUUAUCCAUGUGGAAGAUUUUAAGUCACCCAAAGAGCUGGCUGACUAUCUGCUUCUUCUGGACAAGAACGAAGAACUGUACCUUGGGUACUUUAAAUGGAGACGGCACUUUAAAGUAAAUGUAGUCAAGUUCUGGGCAGAGCACACAUGUAAGGCUUGUGAUUACCUGAGACAGAAGAACGAAUACAAAGCAUUUAAUAACCUUAAUAAAUGGUUCUGGGGCUGAUGGACUAUGCAGCACUCAUCACCUCUUUAUAAUGUGGUACUCAGCACUUAGAGAAAAGUCAAACUGAUAAUUUAAUGGAAUAUUUACAUAAAGAAUGCAAGUAAGCAAAAGUGAAAAGGAAUGUAAAGUUAAACGUGAAGGUAAUUUUUUAUUUUUGGGAACAAUGUUUGUACUUUCUUUAGAUUAUAUUUUUACAUGUUUUUAAGUCAGAUUUGCAUCUUUAAUGCAGGAGAUAUGUCUCUGUUCAGUGUGUGAAGAAAUAUUGAAGCCACUUUCAUAAUUGUGCACAUUUUGUGAUAAGGAGAGCUGGAUUGUUAACUGAUCAAUCAAUCAAUGAUAAGUGAAUGGGAUUUUGUUUACAUAGUCCUUAGAUAGUCUUAUUAUUUGCUCAAAUUUGUUUCCUCAUAUGUGAACGACAUUGCUUUUUGUAACCACAAGGCAAAAACCAGCAAUUCUAAGAUAUCUGAUACCUUUAAGGUAAUAAAAAAAACUUUCACUAGUCUAGAAUUGAUCAAUAGUAAAUGGUGUGUAAUCCUUAAAUAUAGAUUAAUCCAUUGUCCAGCAGUACAUGAAAAGUUGAAAAGCCUCUCAAAAUCCUUCUUUAUACUUAAAAUAUUGUUUAGUAAAGGGUGUUCUUUCAGCAUUUUAAUUUACAUUUGAAUUAAAAGUUAACGUCAUAACUGACAGAGAAAGCAGAUCAGGUAAAACAUGCACCAAAGUGUUUCUAACAUCUCUGUAAUGCGAAAAAUAUUUACCUGAAUUGAAACUGAAGAUCCCAGCAGUGGGCAGAACUUAACACAAUAUCAUUGUUUGGUUAGAAGAUGCACUUCUUUUCUACAAGGGUCCGGUCCUUAUCCAGUGUGAUGAAGAUGCGACUGGAUUUUUGAAGAAACAAAUUGUGAUGUAUAUAUUUUUAAUAUUCAAAUUUUAUUAUAAGAGUGUGGAAAGCAAACGGAGCUGGGAUGUAACUUUGUUGGUGAUUCUUUAUACAAUUAAGAGGUUUUAGGUAAAAACUGAGAUACACUUUAGUGGAAAAACAAACCACAGGCACUGCUAGUAGCAUCAGAGCAUGAGGUAUUUUUUGUAUUAAAUGCAGAUGGCAGUCUGCUUUCAUUACCUUAUUGAGGAACUUGUGCCAAAAUGAGCUACAGAUUUUGGCCGGUCCAACAUAAACUUUUGUUUACAGUUCUUCCUGUAUAAAAACAAAGUGUCGUCAGUGUGUUUGGAAAUUCAGGGAAAAUAUACUGUAUUUUUUCUACCUUUUGUGGGUUUUGUAUAUUGUUAGAUGUGCUCUGACUGUGUAUGUGUAUGUGAACGGA